AUGUGGAAUCAAACACUCCAGUUCGAAUUUAUAAUUUUGGGAUUUCCUGAACUUGCACAAGAUCAGUUCUCAUUGUUUGCAUUAUUCUGCACCAUCUACCUUCUAACUCUGCUGGAAAAUAUCCUUCUUAUUUUGACAAUUUCAUUGAACAGACACCUUCACAAACCAAUGUACUUCUUCCUGGGAAAUCUUUCCAUUUUAGAAAUUAUCUAUGUGUCCAUGAUAAUGCCUCAGUUGUUCUCCAAUCUGUUGUUCAGCAAAAGGACAAUAACUUUGGGUGGUUGCGUCACUCAGCUGUGUUUUAUCAUAUCCCUCGCUUCCUCUGAAUUUUUCCUCUUAACAGCAAUGGCCUAUGAUAGGUAUUUAGCCAUUUGUCAUCCUCUACAUUAUACAUUACGUAUGAAUCACAGAGUCUGCAUGGUUUUAAGCAUUGGUUCUUGGCUAGGCGGCUUCCUAUUUACAUUUCCAUCUGUGAUUAUGAUCUCCAACUUGCAGUUUUGCAGCAAAAAUACCAUUAGGCACUUCUUCUGUGACAUCUCACCCUUGCUGACGUUGUCAUGCACUGAUACCUCAUCCAUUGAGUUGCUAGAUUUUGUGGCAGCAUUAGUGGUUCUCAUGCCUUCACUGCUGGUGACUGUAAUAUCUUAUGUAUGCAUCUUUCGUACAGUUGCAAGGAUCCCCUCUAGAAAAGGUAAACACAAAGCUUUCUCCACCUGUGUCUCUCAUCUGGUAGUCGUCUGUAUGUUCUAUGCCUCCACUAUAUUCAUGUAUGCCCGGCCCAAAGCCAUUCAAAGUUUUGAGUUCAACAAACUGGUGUCCAUCCUCUACACAGUGGUAACUCCGUUUCUGAACCCAAUUAUUUACAGCCUUAGGAACAGAGAGGUAAGAGAGACCUGGAGCAAGGCAUUGUAUAGGUCCACCAUUUUCUUAGCACGUUCUCAAGGAGAAAGAUUAAAGCUAUGGCAACACUGA
Molecule: messenger RNA, 972 nt
Organism: Pogona vitticeps (central bearded dragon)
Lineage: Eukaryota; Metazoa; Chordata; Lepidosauria; Squamata; Agamidae
Source: RefSeq, a predicted model, not a curated record